Molecule: messenger RNA, 3546 nt
Organism: Daphnia carinata
Lineage: Eukaryota; Metazoa; Arthropoda; Branchiopoda; Diplostraca; Daphniidae
Exons: 2
Coding region: 1-3546 (1181 amino acids)
Biological process (GO): DNA integration
Molecular function (GO): nucleic acid binding
Source: RefSeq, a predicted model, not a curated record
AUGCCAAUUGUUGCAACUCCGGUACCACUCGUCGAUUGGAACACCUUGAAGAAGCGGUGGAGCUACCUGACAGAUCUGCCAUUAGAGAGCAAUGGUGGGUGCGUUGACAUCCUCCUUGGUAUAGAUCAAGCGCAUUUGAUGACGGCUAUUGAAUCCCGAAUCGGACAGGCGGAUGAACCAACAGCCAUCCGGACCCGCCUGGGAUGGAUCGUCAGAGGAGUAAUCAAGAAUACCUACAAAAGCCUGAUGGCGAGGACGUACGCAGUUUUUGCCGACAUAGAAGGCAGUGACGCGCUAGCGCAGCAGAUGCGGCGCUUUUGCGAUACCGAAGAUUUUGGGACCGAACACAAAAUUGACUGUGUUUCCGAAAUCGAUAAACAAGCUAUCGAUGUUCUAGAAAGUGGAACGCGCAGAUUGACCAUUGGCUAUGAAGUUCCGAUCACUUGGAAGGUCGGGGAACCAGAUUUACCGAAUAACAGACCUUUAGCUGAGCGGAGAUUGACUACGUUGCUGAACAGAUUUAAGGAAGAUCCGGCAUUUGAGCAAGACUACCGAAGAGCCAUGGAAAGGAACUUUGAGAAGGGCUACGCAGUGAUGCUGGAGACCACCGAUUACGGCCCACCGGAAUACUAUCUUGCUCAUCACGGUGUGAGAAAGGGCCCCAAGUUACGCGUCGUAUUUGAUGCUGCCGCUCCAUUCAAGGGGAAAUGCUUGAACGACAGUAUCCUCAGCGGUCCAGCUCUUCAAACCCCGCUAGUAUCUGUCAUCCUUAAAUUCCGUGAAGGUGGUAUCGCAUGGGCAGCCGACAUAGAAGCCAUGUUCAGCAGAAUACGACUGAGAAAAGAAGACGCGCGCUACUUUCGGUUCCUAUGGAAAAGGGACGGGGAGGAACAAGUCCGUGUUUGUGAAAUGAAGCGACUUCCAUUUGGUGCUACUUGCUCGCCGUUCAUUGCGAUUAGUACCAUUCGCAGAAUAGCUACUGACAUUAGCAGUGAUCCAAGAGUCAUUGACGCAAUCAACACGAAGAUGUAUGUAGAUGACUACCUCAGCUCCGCCACAUCACUAGAGGAAGCCAUUAAAGAAGCUGUAGGCGUUAAAGAAACACUGGCAAAGGGAGAUAUGCACCUCCAACGUUGGAUUUCUAAUUCUGCAAGUUUCCUGAAAAUAUUAGCAUCUACAAGCGUAGGCUCUAGUGGUGACCUGACCGAGCUCCCACUCAGCAGAGACGACUCCGAAAAGGUCCUCGGCGUUUACUGGAAUCCUAAGAUGGAUACGCUAAAAUUCAGAGUGAACGCAACAGACGACAUCGACUUCACCCCCGUCGGAAUCGCAAGUAAGGUGGCAAGUCUGUUUGAUCCACAAGGAAUGGCGGCUCCCGUUAUCGUAAAGGCCAAGAUCAAGUUAAGGGAACUUGGAACCAAAGGACUUCAGUGGAACGAUCCCGUAAGCAGCGAGGACCGCGAUUGGUGGGAGGCAUGGUUUGACGCUUUAAGACAGCUGAAUGAUCUCAACAUCCCACGCUGUUUAUUCCCAGAGGAAGAGAACAUUAUACGUACGGAGCUACACGCCUUUGGUGAUGCUUCGGAAGAAGCCUACGCCGCCGUGAUCUACAUUCGGAACGUUUACUCCGAUGGACGAACAAUCGUGCGACAAGUUCGAGCAGUGACCAAAUUGGCCCCAAAGAGGACUAUCUCUGUGCCGAAGUUAGAACUGAACGCUGCUCUGCAAGCAGCUCGUCUAGCACGUUCAGUAGAAGGAGCAGUCACCCGAAUCAUACACCGUCGGUACUUUUGGACCGACAGCAGUACUGUAAGAAAUUGGAUUCGGGCAACCGCGUCAAAAUAUCAAAUGUUUGUCAGUCACCGAGUUGGAGAAAUCCAAACAUUGACUCAACCAGAAGAAUGGCGUUUCGUGCCGGGCAAAACAAACCCAUCCGACAUUGCUACACGCUCGGCCAUUGGAGAGGAAGGUCUCCCUCCACGUUGGUGGAACGGGCCGAACUUCCUCCAUGAAACCGAAGAAAACUGGCCCGCCGAUCUCCCAUGGAUGGCCGUAGUUGAGGAGAUACGACCCGUACGAUCACACCAGGUUGCUGCCACCACAUCCACAUUUGAUUGGGAAAACGUCAAGGUCAGCGUGGAAGACAUCCCAGCCUUGCAUUUAGUGAAGAAACAUCGCCUGAAGAAAGGAAAAUGGCUUCAACCCACAUCUAGCUUACUCUCCCUAGCACCAGUGAUCGGGAUAGAUGGACUCCUAAGACUUGGUGGCCGAGCCGGGCGAGCUAAAUUGCCUUAUGAAGAACUGCACCCGCCACUGCUGCCCGUUCACCAUAUUUUCACCAAAACCAUUGUACGAGCAUUUCACAUCCACCUCAAGCACGUCGGAACGGACUACCAGAUCAGCUAUAUUAGACAACACUUCUGGAUACCUGGAGGCCGGGAACUGGUGAAGAGGAUUCGACGCGAGUGCGAACGGUAUCAACGAGAACGAGCUAAACCAGGCGAGCAACUCAUGGCCGAACUUCCAGAUUCGCGACUAGAAGCUGGCUCAGCCCCAUUCACUCGCACCGCAUGUGAUCUGUUUGGGCCAUUAGAAGUAGGCCUCUCACGAAAUCGCACAGCAAAACGAUGGGCUGUCCUAUUUACCUGUCUCGUUACCAGAGCUGUCUACCUAGAUCUCGUGAAUUCGCUAUCUACGGACGACUUUCUUCUCAGCCUCCGACGAUUCAUUGGGCUAUACGGCAAACCUCGUGUAAUCCACUCCGACAACGGAACCAAUUUCGUCGGUGCUGAACACGAACUGCGAAAAGAAACUCAAAGAUUGUACACCGACGAGCACAUCAGCGACUUCAUGAACUCUAAGAAAAUUGACUGGCGAUUCCAGCCACCUAAGACACCCCACUUUGGAGGAGCACACGAGUCUCUUGUGCGAUCCGCGAAAAGGGCGCUAUAUGCCGCUCUCGACUUGGAAGGUCAGAAGCUGCGAUAUCCAGCGGAAGAAACACUUCGUACCCUCCUUUACGAGGUGGCCGGUCUGUUAAACGGCCGCCCUCUCACAGCAGCUAGUGCCGACCCGAACGAUUUUCGUCUCUUAACGCCCAACGAUUUUAUGAAUCGCCCGAGUUGUGCCGACCCGCCGGUCGGAACCUUCGACGAUGCGCUACCUAGAGAACAUUAUAGAUAUGUUCAAAGAAUGGCCAAUUUAUUUUGGGACCUUUGGAAGAAGGUCUAUCUCCAAUCCCAGGCCGGAAGAAAAAAAUGGAGAAACCCGCAGCCCAAUUUCAAAGUAGGAGACGUCGUUCUGGAAAUCGACAAGAGCCUACGACGUGGACAAUGGAACAUCGGCCGGAUCAAAAAUGUAUUCCCGGGAUCGGACGGCCUAGUUCGAGUCGUUGAUGUGCAGCUCGAAAGAGGUCUGUUCCGUCGUGGAAUCGAUACUCUUGCACUGUUGGAAUCCAGCUCAGCCGGCGAUACCGUUCCGGAACCACCAGCCUCGGGGAGGAUGUUCCGGCGAAGAACUAAACCUUGUUAUUAUUUCCCUUAUUGA